This is a messenger RNA of Trematosphaeria pertusa, 1028 nucleotides long. RefSeq lists its product as uncharacterized. The transcript has a single exon. The record is from RefSeq and is a predicted model, not a curated record. The coding region runs from base 295 to 930 and encodes 211 amino acids. Lineage: Eukaryota; Fungi; Ascomycota; Dothideomycetes; Pleosporales; Trematosphaeriaceae.
CUCGCAGCUGGAGGCAAGGAAUGCAGCGCCGAUAGAUUAGAGAGCUCGCCGGCGGUCAGCGCCGAGUGCUGGGAGAGCGGGCGGCGGCAACGUGCGAGACACACGCGGGGCAGGCAGGCCCGGGACUGGGAUGUCACCUCGCGCGCGUGGAGCAUCGCCAGCGCGGCGCGCAAGGGGGGAGUCGUCGCCGGCGUGGUGUUGAGGAGCGCAUCGCAGUGCCUCGUCUACUGUGCACGCACGAUUGAGGAGGUUUGGGCGUGGGCUGCGCGGCGGCGGCGCUAGGGCCGAAGCGGGAUGGCGCGGGAAGGAGCACCGCGGAGCUGCACGUCACCAGGGCCUUCCCUCGCGCCCCCCGCUGCUCCCAUCCCAUCCCGCAUCGCCUGCCCCCUUGCGUGUUGGCCGCCCUCCAGGGCUCCAGGGCUCCAGGGCUCCAGGGCUCCAGGGCUAGCAUCGCAUCGCAUCGCUGCUUUUCGUCUCGUCUCGUCUUCACCGUUCACCACUCACCACUCACCACUCGCUCCGCCCAUCGUCUCCAAUACAUACCACCAUGCCGCGAUGCCGCCCGCCGACGCAUCCCGUCACGCCCGCCGACGCGCGCGCGCCGCUGCGACUGGCCACGGCUCACCGACGAUGGCCCGCCGUAUCUGCUUCCGGAGCGUUGCGCAGCUCGACCGCGCUGCCGGGUCCAAUUCACUGCGGCGCCCGGGUGAUGGCGCAGUGACCGCGGCGAGUGCUCUAACUCGAACCGCCCAUCACUCCUCCGCCCGGAGGGUUGCAUUGGCCCAUCCUCGCGCCGCCCACCUGCCCUCCGCGACCUGCCAGUGUGCGCCGCCGUGUGGGUGGCUUUCUCCGCUCUGGGACUCGUCUCCUCGACUGCCGCCCGCCCGGCGUGCAUGGCGUCCUCGUCGCUACCGUCUCUGUGACAGGUAACGGCCCUCGAGCAGCUCGUCUCCUUGCCCUCUGCGCUCUCGCUUUCCCUCAUCGUCCAUGGCCAGCGGCGGCCGGGCCCAUGACGCUCCAUGGCCAGC